Messenger RNA from Geodia barretti, 559 nucleotides. The record is from the annotation of a GenBank genome assembly. Lineage: Eukaryota; Metazoa; Porifera; Demospongiae; Tetractinellida; Geodiidae.
GAUUACAUGAUAAAGAAGUGUGCAACAUAAUAUUAUGAUCAUAUACAUAGCACACCUUUCAAUACUCUAGUACAAAAACAGGCACACUGUAAGAUUUAUACAGAUCCAAACUCUGCAAUCCACUUGGUAUAUCUUUCAAGGUCUGCUGGUGAAACAGACUUGGAGCACUUUCUUACAGCAACAUGAAAAUCCUCCAUUGAGGUUGGCUGUUCUAGUUUGUCCUUUGGCAAACUUUUAAUCUCUUCCGGUGUUUUUCCUUCAAUUGCACGACGCAUUGCCAUCAUGGAUGCAUCCCUGCAAGAGGAGGAAGUCCACAUGUAUCAUACUGAAGUUUGAGGUGCCCACACCUAGCCAACCCUAUACUGCAGAUAGUCUCAGGAAAGGAACAUGACAGGCACAAGAUGAAAUUUAAAGCUGGGAGUGACAUGGAGUCUUGACAGGUAUUGCAAUUGAACUUCCACUUUUGCCAUCGUCGUCCAAGAACACUGUCUCUUCUGCUGGAAGAAACACUAGCUUUGUGUGCAUGCGUGGUGACUUGCGCAACAUGCCUGUCAUAGAA